Messenger RNA from Daphnia pulicaria, 2047 nucleotides. Its product is annotated as glucose-6-phosphate exchanger SLC37A2-like. The coding region runs from base 410 to 1969 and encodes 519 amino acids. The transcript is spliced from 14 exons. Gene Ontology annotation, cellular component: membrane. NCBI's taxonomy places the organism in Eukaryota, Metazoa, Arthropoda, Branchiopoda, Diplostraca, Daphniidae. Gene Ontology annotation, biological process: transmembrane transport. The record is from RefSeq and is a predicted model, not a curated record. Gene Ontology annotation, molecular function: transmembrane transporter activity.
AAAUUUUUUGGAAUUCCGCAUUUACAAGUACAUAUCGCAAAGAAAAGAUUAUUAAAAUAACUAUUUUUAUUUUUUGAGGGGGGUCCAGCCGAACCGGGUCCCUGCUGCCACAGCCCAUAUCUGCUUGAUGACCUGCUGGUUGAACUGUUUUCAUGUUGGGCCAAAGGGCAUUAACCGGAAAACUUGAUCCUCCCCUCUUGUACUUUGUUCAUUUUCUUUUGGACAUACUUCAUCUACUUGCAUUUACUUCUUUGUUGGCAAAUUCUAACGUGCUGUUUGGGGCUUUGUUUAGAGAACUAAUAGCGAGCCGCUCGUUGACUUCUCGAGUUCUCUCUUUUAGUUACAGUUAUACUCCUACAUAUUACCAUCCUCCAUUUCGUGUAUCAUUAUUAAUUUAUUGAAACGCGACAUGUUUUUCGAAAAAGUUUACGACGUCCCAAUUGGGAUCCGUUUAUUAGAGAAAAUUCCCUCGUUAAGGAAACUUUCUUACGACUGGAAAAAUCGCUGGCACAAAUUCACCAUUUUGUUUCUGACGUUCCUGUCUUACGCCAGCUACCACAUCGCUCGUAAGCCAACUAGUGUCGUUAAAAAUGUCCUCAAACAGAACUGCACCGGAUUACAACCACAUUUAUCCGAGUUAAACAUCAGUGGCAUUGAAGAUAGCUGGUGUAGCUGGCAUCCAUUUGAUGGAGACAAUGCGGACACUCUUUUGGGAGCUUUGGAUUCGGCUUCGCUAUUUUCGUAUGCUUUCGGGAUGUAUGCUAUGGGCUUGCUUGGUGAACGUAUCAACACCCGAUACUUUCUUUCCAUCGGAAUGAUGCUUUCAGGAUUUUUUGCCUUUCUUAUGGGUUUGGCCUAUUGGGCUAACAUUCACUCAUUAACCUACUUCCUCUCCGUUCAGAUUUUAGCUGGUUUAUUCCAGUCCACUGGUUGGCCUGGGUGCGUCGCAGUCGUGGGUAAUUGGUUUGGUAAAAGCAAAAGAGGGCUUAUAAUGGGAAUUUGGCGUUCUCAUCACAGCAUCGGUAACAUAGUGGGUUCCCUCAUUGCUGGAGCAUUUGUCGAGGAUUCGUGGGGUCUAUCAUUUGCUGUUCCCUCUGCCAUCAUUUUUGGACUUGGAUUGCUUCUCUAUUUCUUUCUGGUUCCUGAUCCACGAGCUGUGGGGUGCCCUGUUCCAGAACACGGUAGCGAUAUGUCGAAAGAGAGUCCACUUGGUGACAGCAAUUUGUCAAAAGACGAAAAUCACAGAAAUAAUGGUGUGGAUUUAACUAUGGUUAAUUUCGAACUACGUGAACGUUUCGAGCAGACACAGGAAAUUAAACCCGAUGGCAAAGAAGAAGCCAUCAGUUUCUGGCGAGCCGUUAAAAUUCCAGGCGUCGUUGAAUAUUCCUUCAGUCUUUUCUUCACAAAGUGUAUUAAUUAUACAUUUCUUUAUUGGCUGCCUCGUUAUUUAAAGGAUUCAAGUGAUACGAUGGGCAGUCAACAAGCGGCCGAUUUGUCAACGUUGUUUGAUAUUGGCGGAAUAUUCGGUGGAAUCUUAGCCGGUCUUUUGAGCGACUUGACUGGCAUGAGCGCUUUUACAUGCGCUGGUUAUUUUAUUCUCACCAUACCUUCGUUGUUCAUUUACCGGGCAUUUGGAUCCAUGAGUGGAGGCUUUAAUAUGUCUUUAUUGUUUCUUGUGGGCUUUCUGGCAAAUGGUCCUUACGCUUUGAUCACUACAGCUGUGUGUGCUGAUUUAGGUACUCAUCCUAAGUUGAAAGGCUCAACACGCGCCUUAGCUACGGUUACGGCCAUCAUUGACGGCACAGGUUCCAUAGGUGCGGCCGUCGGUCCGCUGCUCGUGGGACCCUUGUCCACUUUAGGAUGGGAUUACGUAUUCUACGUUUUGAUGAUAGCAAGCGCCAUGGGGUUGCUGUUAUUGGCGCGCUUGAUGAUCAACGAAGUCAAGGGGAAGUGCCGAAAAUAUGAUUAAACGCCUUGAUUAUUUUAUAGUCCAUAAUGAUAUUCCACAGGAUAUUCAAUAAAAAACUGUCAGUUUAAUUUUGUUUUC